Messenger RNA from Chenopodium quinoa (quinoa), 1621 nucleotides. RefSeq names its product aminomethyltransferase, mitochondrial-like. The transcript is spliced from 4 exons. Bases 154 to 1377 code for a protein of 407 amino acids. Gene Ontology annotation, molecular function: protein binding; aminomethyltransferase activity. Lineage: Eukaryota; Viridiplantae; Streptophyta; Magnoliopsida; Caryophyllales; Amaranthaceae. Gene Ontology annotation, cellular component: mitochondrion. Gene Ontology annotation, biological process: glycine decarboxylation via glycine cleavage system. The record is from RefSeq and is a predicted model, not a curated record.
AAUUUUGCCCCUGGAUAUGUUUUUAGAUUAGAUCCAUCUAUUUCACGGUUGCUGCACUCCCUCUUAUUCACUCACUCAUUCUCUCUCCUCCAUUGAAGCCUACUCUGAAUCCUCCAUUAAAGCAGCUUCAUUUCUCAGAUUUGAUAUAAAGAUAUGAGAGGAGGGCUAUGGCAAUUUGGGCAAUCAGUUACUAAGCGUCUUGCUCAGGCUCAUAAGAAAGCUGUUACACGCCGAUGUUUUUCCAGUGAAGGAGACCUCAAGAAGACAGCUCUUUAUGACUUCCAUGUUGCAAAUGGUGGGAAAAUGGUGCCUUUUGCUGGUUGGAGCAUGCCAAUUCAAUACAAGGACUCAAUUAUGGAUUCUACUGUCAAUUGUAGAGAGAAUGGAAGUCUCUUUGAUGUCGCUCACAUGUGUGGGCUGAGCCUUAAGGGGAAGGAUUGCAUUCCUUUCCUUGAAAAACUUGUUGUUGGUGAUAUUGCUGGGCUUUCUCCUGGCACUGGAACCUUGUCAGUUUUCACAAAUGAGAAGGGUGGAACAAUUGAUGAUUCCGUCAUCACCAAGGUUAAAGAUGAUCAUAUAUAUCUGGUUGUGAAUGCGGGUUGCAGAGAUAAGGAUCUGGCACAUAUUGAGGAACAUAUGAAAGCUUUUAAGUCUAAAGGUGGCGAUGUCUCAUGGCAUAUUCACGAUGAGAGAUCUCUUCUUGCCCUGCAGGGCCCACUUGCUGCCCCUGUUCUUCAACAAUUGACGAAGUAUGAUCUAAGUAAGUUUUACUUUGGACAAUUUUGUAUGACAGAUGUCAGUGGAUUCCCCUGCUAUCUCACUAGGACAGGAUAUACUGGUGAAGAUGGGUUUGAAAUUUCAGUUCCCGAUGAGAACGCUGUGGACCUUGCAAAGAAAAUUUUAGAGAAAUCUGAAGGAAAGGUAAGACUCACAGGGCUGGGUGCUCGAGACAGUUUAAGGCUAGAGGCUGGACUGUGUCUAUAUGGAAACGACCUUGAGCAGCACAUUACACCUGUUGAGGCAGGGCUAACAUGGGCUAUUGGAAAGAGGAGGAGGGCAGAAGGCAAUUUCCUUGGUGCAGAAGUAAUUCUCAAACAAAUUGCUGACGGUCCAUCAAUAAGGCGUGUAGGAUUUAUAUCUUCAGGACCACCUGCUAGAGGUCACAGUGAAAUUCAGAAUGGAAAAGGAGAAAACAUUGGUGAAAUUACUAGCGGAGGAUUUAGCCCCUGCCUUAAGAAAAACAUAGCCAUGGGUUAUGUGAAGUCCGGGAACCAUAAGGCUGGCACCAAAGCUAGCAUUUUGGUCAGGGGAAAGCCUUAUGAAGGAGUCGUAACUAAAAUGCCGUUUGUGCCUACAAAAUACUACAAGCCAACUUAAGAGAGUAUCUAUGUGCCUGGUCCCUUAAUGUGUUCCCAUCCUUUAACAUGUUCAACAUAAUUCAGCCUUGGAAUGGUUUUCCUGUUCCUGAAAUUUCUAGCCAAACUGUAAAAUUUGUCACUGCUACAUUUGUAGUCCUAGUUUGAAAUUCUUUAUGUUGCAGAGAGGUAUCGAUGGCUAAAUUCGAGUUGCUUCAAAGAUGUGGUGCCUGUCAUGCAUAAUAUUAAGAAACGUUGCAUAAAUA